Messenger RNA from Pterocles gutturalis (yellow-throated sandgrouse), 1380 nucleotides. Its product is annotated as putative oxidoreductase GLYR1. The record is from RefSeq and is a predicted model, not a curated record. Lineage: Eukaryota; Metazoa; Chordata; Aves; Pterocliformes; Pteroclidae. Gene Ontology annotation, molecular function: NADP binding; NAD binding; oxidoreductase activity, acting on the CH-OH group of donors, NAD or NADP as acceptor.
CCUGUGAAGGACAGUGAUCCACACUUUCACUUGAGCCAGACAGAGAAGCCAGCUGUCUGCUAUCAAGCCAUCACAAAGAAGCUGAAGGUUUGUGAAGAGGAAACAGGAUCCACCUCCAUCCAGGCAGCAGACAGUACAGCGGUCAACGGCAGUAUCACGCCUACAGACAAAAAGAUAGGAUUUCUGGGACUUGGCCUGAUGGGAAGUGGCAUUGUCUCCAACUUACUGAAGAUGGGUCACACUGUCACUGUCUGGAACCGGACUGCCGAGAAGUGUGAUUUGUUCAUCCAGGAGGGGGCACGACUGGGAAGAACCCCCGCUGAAGUUGUCUCCACUUGUGACAUCACCUUUGCCUGUGUAUCAGAUCCAAAAGCAGCAAAGGAUCUGGUACUUGGUCCAAGUGGAGUGUUGCAGGGGAUUCGCCCAGGGAAAUGUUAUGUGGAUAUGUCCACCGUGGAUGCGGAUACAGUCACAGAGUUGGCCCAGGUGAUAGUGUCCCGGGGUGGUCGCUUUUUGGAAGCACCAGUCUCAGGAAAUCAGCAGCUGUCUAAUGAUGGGAUGCUUGUGAUCCUGGCGGCUGGUGACAGGGGUUUAUAUGAGGACUGCAGUAGCUGUUUCCAAGCAAUGGGGAAGACCUCUUUUUUUCUAGGUGAAGUAGGCAAUGCUGCCAAGAUGAUGCUGAUUGUCAACAUGGUCCAGGGCAGCUUCAUGGCAACGAUAGCAGAAGGACUCACUUUGGCUCAAGUGACUGGCCAGUCCCAACAGACCCUUCUGGAUGUCCUCAAUCAGGGACAACUUGCCAGCAUCUUCCUGGACCAGAAGUGCCAAAAUAUCUUGCAAGGAAACUUUAAACCUGAUUUCUACCUGAAAUACAUACAGAAGGAUCUUAGAUUAGCUAUUGCACUGGGCGACUCUGUCAACCACCCAACUCCCAUGGCAGCUGCUGCCAACGAGGUCUAUAAACGAGCAAAAGCAUUGGACCAAUCAGACAAUGACAUGUCUGCAGUGUACAGGGCCUACAUCCACUAGGCUGCACCGUUCUUACUGUUAAUACUAUGAUUAUUGAUUAAUAUUAUUAUGAUACUGGGUUUUAACUCUGGACCAGUCCAUCUCUGUCUCUCCAUUUCCUUUUAUAUGCAGACUUUGAGAUCUGCCACGGAGGCAGCUGCUGCGGUGAGCCUUCCCCUGGUGGUAGAAGGGGGGGAGGAGGGGUCUCGGAUUGUUGCAGUCUAAUUAGAAAAAUCCAUGCCAUGCACUGACAGUCACGGAACAGAACAGUGGCGGCUUUUUCAGAAGCUCUGAGGCAGCUCUGCCAGAAAUCUGCUGCUUGGCUGCUUUUAUUUUCCUCUUUGUAUGCUUGUCCAAGAUGCUGUUUCUAAC